Messenger RNA from Branchiostoma belcheri (Belcher's lancelet), 1158 nucleotides. Its product is annotated as galactose-3-O-sulfotransferase 2-like. Lineage: Eukaryota; Metazoa; Chordata; Leptocardii; Amphioxiformes; Branchiostomatidae. Gene Ontology annotation, molecular function: galactosylceramide sulfotransferase activity. Gene Ontology annotation, biological process: glycolipid biosynthetic process. The transcript has 3 exons. The record is from RefSeq and is a predicted model, not a curated record. Bases 1 to 1158 code for a protein of 385 amino acids. Gene Ontology annotation, cellular component: membrane.
AUGUCUACUCAGACGAAAGUGUUUGGGAAGCUAUGUACGUUUGGCGUACCAGUUAUCCUCAUCUACUUUGGUGUCUCCACUAUGCUAAGCUGGCCACUGACCUCCAAGAUGCCAUCUCACAGGGUAUCGUUUGGAGAAAAGAAUGGAAAAUUCUGCGAAAAGAAGUUGAAUUACAUGUUCGUGAAAGUGCACAAAGCAGGGAGCACUACAACAACGUGCAUCCUCCAACGCUUUGGAUACGAGAACAACCUGACAUUUGUUCUGCCCAUGAAAGGACAUUCUAACAUCGGUUGGCCUAAAUUGUUUAAACAAAAAGACUUCAUACCGUCGGAGGACGGUACAUUUAAUGCCCUUGUUGAUCAUGUAAUCUACAAUAAAGAGCUGCUGCAAAGCAUUCUGCCAACAGAUACAGUAUACAUCGCCACUUUAAGACAUCCAUUUUCUCACCUUACAUCUGUAUUUAAUUGGUAUCACCUUUCGAAACGAUUUCAUGGAUUAGAUCAGGAACAUCCAAUCAAGACUUUUCUUGAAACUCCAAAGAAAUUCGAGAUCCCUUUUAAUUCUAAACAUCCCAGAAGGCCAUUCUCUUACACUAAAAAUUUCAUGUCGUUUGACCUAGGUUUUUCCCUAGGACUGUCGGAUAGUCAGUCCGCCAUUGAUGAUUUUCUUUCAAGACUGUCCAAAGAUAUUAAUUUGGUUAUCAUUUUAGAAUAUUACAAUGAAUCUCUUGUACUGUUGAGACGUAUGAUGUGUUGGACGUUAAAAGAUAUUCUAUACGACCUUAAGCCAAAGAACUUCCGCACGUACAAUAAAUCGAUAGAAAACGUCAAACGUUUAAUGGGAAAACAUCGUCAUUGGAGUAAUGUAGAUUAUCAGCUGUAUGAUUACUUUAACGCUACGCUUUGGCAUAAAAUUAAACAAGAAGGUGAUGACUUCCCCAAAGAGGUGCGCCAUUUUGAAAAGGGAAGAAAAAUCUUACUUGACCGCGGUGCCAACGUGGCGUCCACAGUACAGCUCUUCAGAGAGACCUACCCUGGUGGUCAUGACUUCAUCAUACACUCCUUUGAAAUAGACGAGAGACUGGCGCCGUUUUUCGCACCGUACCCGAAUCACGUGCUACAUUGUCCCACUGGGGUGUCGAACAAGGACGGUGAGUAG